This is a messenger RNA of Schistocerca gregaria, 1340 nucleotides long. Its product is annotated as proteasome subunit alpha type-6-like. The coding region runs from base 546 to 1289 and encodes 247 amino acids. The transcript is spliced from 4 exons. Gene Ontology annotation, biological process: ubiquitin-dependent protein catabolic process. The record is from RefSeq and is a predicted model, not a curated record. Gene Ontology annotation, cellular component: proteasome core complex; cytosol; proteasome core complex, alpha-subunit complex. NCBI's taxonomy places the organism in Eukaryota, Metazoa, Arthropoda, Insecta, Orthoptera, Acrididae.
CGGACUCAACCUCAUAUGGCUCUUCUGGCAUUGGAAACUCACCAACUCCACGCUACUUUCUCUGAAGCUACUACAGGGACACACCCAAGUCGAGCUGACCUCGAUGACUUUCUGGGCCAACUCUACUAGUCGACGCGUCCCCGUCUCCCGUCUGACCACGGGCGUCUCCAGAGCGCCCGCCAAACAAGUCUCGCCAAUUUCCAUGCUCAAAAAACACUAUCUGCCGGUCGCUCAGGCAACGGGCGCGCUGGAAAUCAGAUACCUCGACGUUUCAGAAGAAACGAAUAACCAACGCUCUUCUCUCCUUCAAAAACUCCGACCUAACACGAGGCGAUACAUCGUUGAACCUUCAAUGGCGUCUCAACUGGACCUAGAACAAUUCAUGAAAUUCACCGACAAACCAGAAGCGAAAGUCUUCAUCGCGUAGAAAACUCCGUCGUCAAAACUCCUCGUCGACGCCGAUCAGUCAUAUUUUGACACUUUUUUUUUUUCUUUCCACUUUUUUUUUUUCACAUCUCUCUCACUUUCUCUAGAGACCCCGCCACAUGUCGCGUUCCAGCACUCUGGGAUACGACAAAUCCCUCACCGUCUUCAGCCCUGACGGACACCUGUACCAAGUAGAAUAUGCGUUCAAAGCCAUCAAAACCAGCACUCUGACGUCCGUAGCUGUCAGAGGAAAGGACAGUUGCGCCGUCGUCACACAAAAAAAAGUUCCUGAUAAACUCAUGGACCCGUCCACCGUCACUUACCUGUUCAAAUUAACGCCAAAAAUCGGCUGCGUCGUCAAUGGACUCAUAGCCGACGCUCGAGCCCUCGUUCAAAGAACCAGGCUAGAAGCAGCAGAGUUCAAGUUCAAAUACGGAUACGACAUCAGCCCAGAAUACCUAGCACUGCGCAUCGCCGACAUCAACCAAGUGUCAACACAACACGCCUACAUGCGCCUCUACGGCGUAAGCAUAUCCCUCAUCGGCAUAGACGAGGAAAAAGGCCCCCAACUGUACAAAAUAGAUCCCGCCGGCCACUAUGCCGCCUACAAAGCAACCGCAUCAGGACCCAAAGAAAUCGAGUCGCAAAUCUUCCUAGAAAAAAAAUUCAAAAAAGACUCUCUGCAACUAGACAUGAACGACUCUAUCAGACUAGCCAUAAAAACCCUGCAAACAGUCAUCGGCUUUGACUUCAAACCAACCGAGCUAGAAGUAGGCGUCGUCUCCGUGGAAAACCCAAUGUUCAGAACGUUGAGCGCCCAAGAAAUAGAUGACCACCUAACGGCCAUCGCCGAACGCGACUAAAUAGAUCUUAUAUAUAAAAAAAACGAUUUUUUUUUUUUUGAUGGAAAAAAA